CGAUAAUUUGGCAAAGGUGCAGUAGAGGUAAACAUUGGCGGGCUUUACAGAAACGGCGCCGCGGGUUGGUCACUUCUAGGGCAUGACACCCCUUGGCACCGCUUGGCACCGCUCCCUGGCACCCCGCAGCUCCAGGGCCUGAGGAGGAGGACGUGAGGCCUGAGUGACACCGAGGAGAGAGGGAAGAAGACGUGCUAUGGCGGGCGGGGACGUGGCCAGCAGGGAGGUGGAGGAGGGGGAGGAGGGCGCGCCACCCACCACCGAGGCAGCCAAGGGUAUUAAGGCUAUCGACAAGACUACUGUUCAUCGCAUCUGCUCAGGACAGGUGGUGCUGACGCUUGCCACAGCAGUGAAGGAGUUGGUGGAGAACAGCUUGGAUGCCGGAGCGACCAGCGUGGAUGUGAGGCUGAGGGAAAACGGCGCUGCUCUGCUGGAGGUGGCGGACAACGGAAAGGGGGUGGAGGAGCAUGACUUUGAAGGACUGACCCUCAAGCACCACACCUCCAAGAUACAAGACUUCGGCGACCUGGUUGGGGUCAAGACGUUUGGGUUCCGAGGGGAGGCGCUGAGCUCCCUGUGUGCCCUCAGUGACCUCACCAUCACGACCCGACACGCCUCCGCCCACGUGGCCUCCAAGUUGACCUAUGACCACAAUGGAACGCUGACCUUGAAAAGCGCGACCUCCAGACAGGUUGGCACCACCGUCACCCUCCAGGGCCUGUUCUCCACGCUGCCGGUCCGUCACAAGGAGUUCGUGCGCAACAUCAAGAGGGAGUUCAACAAGAUGGUCCAGGUCCUCUACUCCUACUGCCUCAUAUCCACAGGCGUCAGGAUAACUUGCACCAACCAGAACGAGAAGGGGAAGAAAACCGUCGUCGUCUCCACCGGCGGGCAUCCCACUAUUAGGGAGAAUCUCGUCUCCAUAUUUGGGGCUAAGCAGGCUGCCGGUCUGCUCGAGUUCCAGCAGAAGUCAGCAACUCAGGAGGUCUUGGAGGAGUAUGGGAUAGCAGAGGCAGCAGCAGAGGCAGCCAAACCUCAGUUCACCCUUGAAGGCGUCGUGUCCUCCUGUGCCCAUGGUCAAGGCCGCUCCUCCACCGACAGGCAGUUCUAUUUCAUCAAUGCCAGACCUUGCGACCCUGCCAAGGUGACGAAGGUGGUUAAUGACGUCUACCACCAGUACAACCGCCACCAGUCUCCGUGUGUGGUGCUCAACAUCCGUCUCCGCGAGGGCGACGUCGAUAUCAACGUCACACCAGACAAGCGACAGAUCCUGGUGAGCCGUGAGAAGCUGCUCCUUGCGACUAUAAAGACAUCCCUGGAGCAGCUCUACGAACACAUCCCAAACACAUUCGCCAUGAACAACACAUCCCUCACACCCUCGCGGAACCUACCCAGCCCAGGCCCAGGACUCACCCCAAGCCCACGCCCCUCCCCAAGCCCACAGACCCCCACAUCGGCAAAGUUAUCGGCAUUAACGCAGAGGUUUGGGCGGCACUCGUCUGGCAGUCCGCAGCUCCAACCUGGCACUCCCAUUUCUGGACUGAAGCGAUCGUUGGUGGCGAGUGGAAUGGUCACCCCCAGCCCGGACAGGAAACAACCCAAACUGAUGAACUUCCUGAAGCCGUCACCACGAGAGGGCACCACCACUGACCCCCCAGACCUUACCGAUGGCGUGUGUCCUCUGCCAUCCCCUACUGAAGAAGAGAAGAUGGAGGAGGAAGAGGAGGGCAGGACACAUACACAUACACAAGGGGACACAGAGGCAGAGAAUCACCACAAUCACCACCCGGAAGAAGAAGGAGGUGGUGGUGAUAGGGACGUGUGUAGUGAGGUGAAUGGUGACGCUGAUGGUGGUGAUGGUGAAGGACCGAACACUGCCGUCAACCAAAGCGUCACAAGUCCGAACGAAAAUGGUGACCUGGAAUCUGAGGUCAAACGUAAUGGUGACCUUGACAGUGAACGUACGGGUGAGGAAGAUGGGGAUAACAACACCAGUGACCCAUCUACGACACUUAACGACGACGGCGGUGAUGAUGGUGUCAAGGACGAUGCUUUGAACAACAUCGCAAAUUCAGAAAACGAAACCAACAGACACACCACCUCCACAUCCUCCACCUACUCCACCUCAAAGGGAGGGUCAACAAAGCCUACGAACGAUACAUCAAACAACAUCACAACUUCAGAAGACAAAACAAACGGUCACAUCACCUCCGCUCCCUUCUCCGCUCUAUCCUCCUUCUCCUACUCGCCUUCCGUAGGGCCCAACGUGAAGUCCGCCCAAGUCACCCCAGUCUCGGGCUCCUCGUCAAAGUGUACCAAAAUCCACAGUGCCACAAAUAACUUCUUGAACAGCCUGAAGGCCAAGCGUUGUCUAAUCAAGAGCGGCAGAGAUGGCAGUGAGGGCAGGAAGACAGGAGGAAGGAGUGAGGAGAACGGAGGAAUAGAUGAGGAGGUGGAGGUACUGCAUGAGGGGGAAGAAGGAGGAGGAGGAGGAAUAGGAAGACAGGACAGUGAGGGGAAAGGAAGAGGAGGAGAAGGAGGAAUAGGAGAGGAACAGAAUGGUGAGGGAAAUGCAAGAGGAGGAGAAGGAGGAAUAGGAGAGGGACAGGACAGUGAGGGGAGAGGAAGAGGAGGAGGAGGAGAAGAGGAGGAGAAGGAACACAAAACACCAAAAAAAAUCAUAAUCUGUGAGGAAUAUAACACAAAGGGACUCACAGAACAGAGGCGGUGCAAGAACAUUCCCUUCGACAUUGAGUCCCUGAGGAGGAGACUGAGGAGGAGGGCGAGGAAGGACAAGGAGGAGGAGGAGGAGAAGCAGAGGCAGUUGGUCAGGAGGUUCCGGGCCAAGAUUUCGCCGACAGAUAAUUCAGCGGCGGAGGACGAACUGAAGAAGGAGAUAUCGAAGGAGAUGUUUGCGAAGAUGGAGAUCCUUGGGCAGUUCAACCUUGGCUUCAUCAUCGCACGCCUCAACCAGGACCUCUUCAUCAUCGACCAACACGCCACCGAUGAGAAAUACAACUUCGAAACCCUCCAACAGACCUGCACGCUCCGGAACCAGCGCCUCAUUGCCCCGCAGACCUUGGAGUUGACGGCCGUGGGCGAGGCGACGCUUCUCGACAACCUUGAGAUCUUCCACAAAAAUGGGUUUGAGUUCAACGUGAAAGAGGAGGAGACGGUCGGUCGUAGAGUCAGCCUCGUGUCCAUGCCAGUGAGCCGAGGGUGGGAGUUCGGCCGCAGCGAUGUCGAGGAGCUGAUUUUUAUGCUGUCGGACGCGCCGGGGGUGAUGUGCCGGCCGUCGCGAGUGAGGGCCAUGUUCGCCUCACGUGCCUGCCGGAAGAGUGUGAUGAUAGGCACCGCGUUGAGUCAGCAGCAGAUGAAGACGCUGGUGGGCCAUAUGGGCGAGAUCGAGCAGCCCUGGAACUGCCCCCACGGCCGCCCGACGAUGAGGCACCUGGUUAAUCUGGAGUUGGUGAGGCCGGUGGAGUGCCAGGAUUAGUGCCGGGGUAGUGCCGCUGACUUACCUUACCUCUCUCUGUGUCUUGUUCUUUCCUCUGACAAGAAUAGGGUAGUGUGUCUUCCUCCUCCUCCUCCUUCUCUCUCUCUGUCUCGUCCUUUCUCCUGUUUCCUCCGACAAGAAUAUGGUAGUGUGUCUUCCUCCUCUCGUCCUCUCUUUUUUUUCUUCCUUUCUCUUUGUGGUUGUCUCUCUUCUCUCUUUCCUCCAUUAGUGUUUCUCCUUCUUCUCUUCAUCCUUCUUUUCAUUGUCUUUCAUCCCUUUCAUAUCCCUCAUCUUCCCCGUUUUCACCUUCCUCUUUUAUUUCAUCUGAUUCUUGUCUCUCUCAUUCAUUGUCUCUCCAUCGUGGUAAUUCUGCAUUGUCAUUUCCAUGUUAUUUUCAUUUUAUCAACAAAUUUUCAUCUAGAUUUUAAUAAUUAGAUUUUUUUACCCUGUCUGUCCCCUUUGUUCUUCCUAGCUAGUUAGUUUGUUAGUUAGUAGAGUAGUUGGUUGGGUAGUUCGUAUCUUGCACUCUUCACAAACCACUCUCACCCACACUCUUGGGAACCCUUCUUGAGGUGCAUAAUUUUAACUUUCAUUUCGUAUAUUUUCUCACCAGUUCAUGAAUUAUUUUUGUAUUAUUCUCAAUGUGUGAUUUUAUUGUGUCCUAUAAAGCCAGUGACUCAAGGAUGGUGACUUUGAAUUAACAUGAGUAGUUGUAAGGCAUUGCAGGGGACCACUUGUACCUGAGUAGUGCGUAGAAGUGAUGGGAAGAACAGUGAACACCAUUGCCAGAUUAUCGUACCCAGAGGACCAUAUUUACCAGUGACUCAAGGAUGGUGACUUUGAAUGAACAUGAGUAGUUGUAAGGCGUUGCAGGGGACCACUUGUACCUGAGUAGUGCGUAGAGGUGACGGGAAGAGUAGUGAAGAAUUGACUGGGCUGAAGGUGGAGUAGUGUACAAAUAUUAACAGCACUGAACCUUGCUUGUCUCACCUCCCACUAACAAGUACAAAUAUUAACAGCACUGAACCUUGCUUGUCUCACCUCCCACUAACAAGUACAAAUAUUAACAGCACUGAACCUUGCUUGUCUCACCUCCCACUAACAAGUACAAAUAUUAACAGCACUGAACCUUGCUUGUCUCACCUCCCACUAACAAGUACAAAUAUUAACAGCACUGAACCUUGCUUGUCUCACCUCCCACUAACAAAUAACAACUCGUAACUCUGACCGCCUGUAUUCAGUUCAUUUUGGCAAGGCUGCUGAUGAUGGCUUAGUCUUGGUGGGUCCACUUUCUGCUAGGAGAGAGCCGGGGGUUAGUGGAGCCAGAAUUGAUAUAUAGUUCAGUGACAGUGGACUUUAGGGCACAGACAACUGGGUUUAUUCCAAGUUCACCCUUCCCAUAAAAAAAGUUGAGCAUCAGAACACUACAUAUAAAGACUUUCAGGGGACAAGGGAUACACAGGAGGACAGCCAGUAAUAGGUAGGGUCAUCACAGACAGCGUUGCAUAUUGAGACUUUAAUAUUUAAUGAAUUUACUACAUAAAUACAGUAUGAGUGAAACUAAAGGAGUCUGUACACUUUUGCAUAUUCCUAACUUUUGACUACCUAACCUAAGUCAAUAAGAAGAGGAGGUUAUUAUUAUUAUUACAAGGUUGAAAUAAAUACAAAAACAACAACAGGUGGUGGCGUCAGUCACAGGUUUGAAACAGGUUGCCGGGACGAACGGAUUUCCUAGCGGGGAGAGAUUUUUCGAUGAACCACGGUUUUAUUUUUCCUCUAAAUAUUUUGCGUUAAUGCCGAACACUUGCUAGUAACUGUGACGCGAUGGUUCCUACAGCUUUGGGGGGGGGGGGGGGGGGGGUAACACAUGUUAGGGGGCGGGGCGAGUGGGUGGUGGGGAGGGUGGGGUAGGUAGCACAUUAGCCUGCAUUUCCCUUCUGUAUAAAGUCCCUAUUCUUAAACAUAUCAGCACCUCACUUCACCUGUUUCAAAAGCCUCAUAGAAGUACCUGGGAUUCACAUGGACUGUUUUGUGAUACCAGGGACAGUGUGACACGAUUUCCACAUCUCGAACGGCAAAAACAACCUUGAAAACCUGGUUAGUGGAACCUUCAUGGGCUGUUUUGUGAUGCCAGGAUAGUGUGACACGAUUUCCGCAUCUCAAACGGCAAAACCACCCAUGGAAACCCGCUUAAUCUUCUCAUGUGGCUCUGGAAAAGUCAUAAUGUGAUCCUGAUAUGUUUAGUAAUAUCAAUGCUGCAAGAUUGUCGUACUCAGCCGAUUAUAUUUCCCGACUUCCUGCCCCUAAACUUUCUUCUGGGCUCCACUAACGAAACUCAUUCAUAGUUAUCGUUAAAAGUGUUAGAUCCCGACGUUUCUUGGCAGUAGUUAGGCGUCAGAAACCGGUAAAUACUAUGCUCUGAGUACGAUGACCUGGCAACACUGAGUAAUAUUGACCUCGGACUCCAAACACAUGUGGCUCAACGGGGGUAGGAGGGAGGAGGGGGGGGGGGGGGAUGGUUUCAUUUCUCUGUUGAAGUCGUGUGUGUGGCACCGACUGACUGCUUGUGUCCAGGCCGACCUAUCCGCUAACUAGUGAAGCAAGAGUUAUCACAACAGUUCUAAUGAGUUAAUAAUAUAUAUAUAUAUGUACACCCAAGGCCAUCACGUAAUUGUCAACUACACUUGGAAAACGGUAGUCCUUAAAAACAAAUAAAAAAUAAAAGGAAUCGUAAAACAUCUCAGGGAAGUUAUUGCAGAGAGCGAAAAUGCGUUCCACUUCUAGCAGCUAAGAAUUGGAGGCUCUUAAGACGCUGACACAGUAUGAGGUGUUAGGGCGCGUCCACCACCCUUAGCGCACCCUUCCCGUCAGGACUUGCAUCGGAAAGCGUCACAGGAAAACUAAGCUGAGGUGUAUCCGUGAGAGACCAAUAGAAAGACGGAUAAUAAUGAACCUUUCCGAUCUUUCUUUCUUGUCUGAUGUCCAUAUUUUUCCUCAUGUGGUUGGGGUACCGACAAUCAUCCCUCAAACAGUACGGUUUCCAAUUGCUCAGUUUCAGUUUUAUGUGGAUUUUCAUGGAUUUUUUUAGGAUUUUUAAAUUUUCCGACAAGCAGGAAAUUUAAAAAUCCUUAAAAGAUCUAUGACAAUCCGUAUAAAACUGAACUAUUGGAAACUGUACUAUUUGAGGGACAACUGUAUUCUCUCCUUCCCAUGUCCUCCACACACGAUCUCCAGGUCUUCUGCCUUCUACCUAGUCUCCUCUUCUUCCUGGUGUUCCUCCUCCUCAUGUCUUCCCACACUGUCUCCUCUUCUCCCUGGUGUUCCUCCUCCUCAUGUCUUCCACACAGUGUCUCCAGGUCUUCUUUGUUCUUCCAGCUGGUCUCUUCUUCCACCUCCAUCUCCACAGCUCUUCUUCUCCCUGGCGAUCCUCCUUCUCAUGUCUUCCACCACACACUGUCUCCAGGUGGUCUUCAUUCUUCCAGCUGGUCUUUUCUACCUCCACCUCCACAGCUCUUCACCCUCUCAUGUCUUUCUCCACACACUGUCUCCAGGUCUUCUCCCGCCUUCCACCUGGUCUCCAUUUACACCUCCAUCAAUCUCCGCAGCUGUUCCGAGUACACAUUCCGACAAUCUCACGCAGACCACAGCUUAGUUUUCCGAGUCCUUCCCAAUGUGGUCCUGACGAGAAAGAUGCGUCAGGACAGGCAAACACAUCCCAGUUAUGAUAUUCAGUUUUUAGGAAGGUAGGAAGGGACUUAACUUCUUCUGUUUAGGAUAUACACAACUGGUGACUACACUUAGCCAGCCACAGUCUGUCAGUCUCCCUGUGGUGACCUUGGAAGCACUACUGGUGGGGUAGCAAAGUCAUUUUUUCCCUCAACAUAUAGCACCAUUUUAUUUAACUAACCCUCUUAACCUUAGAAUGCCUCACUCCUGCAUGUCUUAUUGGCGUAUACUCCAUUCGAACUAACCCAGGCCUUCCCAUGUCCCCCCAUUAUAAGCAUAUCAUCAGCGCCUCUCGUAGAAGUUGCUGGGAUUUUUAGGACGAUUUUGUGAUGCUGAGGAUAGUUUUACGUGACCUGCAUCUUGACCACCCAUGAAAACCAGGUCAAUCUUCUCUGUGGCCAUGGGAAAAGGUCGUAAUUGGAGCCAAAAACAACAAUAUCGACCUUUAACUUGCCCCUUCUCAAAUACAGGCGGAAUGUCACUGGUGGCUCUGGGAAGGUCAAAUCCAGCAUCUAUCCCUGACCCACAAGCAAGCUGUACCCUUUCUCACUGGUGGCUCUGGGGAAGGUCAAAUCCAGCAUCUUCUAUCCCUGACCCACAAGCAAGUCAUACCCGUUCUCACUGGUGGGUACUGGGAAAGGUCAAAUCCAGCAUCUAUCCCUGACCCACAAGCAAGCUGUGUACCCUUUCUCACUGAUGGAUGCUGGGAAAGGUCAAAUCACAGCUGUUAAUGGGCCGACCUGGGAAGAUUUAUUGACCUGGUUAAUUUGAACAGGAGUAUAACACCACCGAAACUUGGAGACUGUUUCCCUAUAUUGUCUUUCAUAGUUGCUGAUCACCCAUAGCUCCUACAACCUUCGGCCCAGAGAGAGAGGGAGAGGGAGAGGAGGGAUGUGUGGAGAAUGAUUCCUUUGUAUGUGACUGGGAGGGGCAUGUGACUGUGGGGUUUGUAAACAUACUGUGGGGUCCUGUGAGCUGAGAGAGAGAGAGAGAGAGAGAGAGAGAGAGAGAGAGAGAGAGAGAGAGAGAGAGAGUAUCAAA
Messenger RNA from Eriocheir sinensis (Chinese mitten crab), 8263 nucleotides. RefSeq names its product mismatch repair endonuclease PMS2-like (gene Pms2). Gene Ontology annotation, cellular component: MutLalpha complex. Lineage: Eukaryota; Metazoa; Arthropoda; Malacostraca; Decapoda; Varunidae. Gene Ontology annotation, molecular function: ATP binding; mismatched DNA binding; ATP-dependent DNA damage sensor activity. The record is from RefSeq and is a predicted model, not a curated record. Gene Ontology annotation, biological process: mismatch repair. The coding region runs from base 197 to 3496 and encodes 1099 amino acids. The transcript has 12 exons.